UCCUCUCGGCUCUUCGACUUCCGGAUUUAGGGGAAAAUCGAUUUCUGAAAUCCAUCGAGAGAGAGAUUUCGCGUCUAAAAUAUUUUCGAUUCCCGCCAUUUUCCCUUGCUCUUUCUUUUUUUUUACCUCUCCAAGAAUAACCCCAUCCUUCCAGAAACCCUAACUCGACUAAACUCCAUUUCUCUCCGAAACAAACGAGAUCUCCAAAAAAACCAUGCCGGCCAUCCAAUCCCCACCGGGGAGGAUCCUGCAGCUCGAGAUGGAGAAUUUCAAGUCCUACAAGGGCCACCAGCUAGUAGGUCCGUUCAAGGACUUCACGGCGAUCAUCGGUCCCAACGGCGCCGGCAAAUCAAACCUGAUGGACGCGAUUAGCUUCGUCCUCGGAGUUCGCACCGGUCAGCUCCGUGGAUCUCAGCUCAAGGAUCUGAUCUACGCCUUCGACGACCGAGAGAAGGAGCAGAGAGGGAGGAGAGCGUUCGUCCGCCUCGUCUAUCUCCUCGACGACGGAGUGGAGCUUCGUUUCACUCGUACGAUUACCAGCUCUGGUGGGAGCGAGUAUCGUAUUGAUAAUAGGGUUGUGAAUUUGGAAGAGUAUAAUGGGAAGCUGAAGUCUAUAGGGAUACUUGUUAAGGCUCGUAACUUCUUAGUGUUUCAGGGUGAUGUUGAGUCUGUUGCUUCCAAGAAUUCAAAAGAACUCACUGGACUUAUCGAGCAGAUUUCUGGCUCUGAUGAGCUUAAGAAAGAGUACGAGGAGUUGGAAGAGAAGAAGGCCAGCGCUGAAGAGAAAGCAGCUCUUAUAUAUCAGAAGAAGAAAACUAUUGGGGCUGAGAAGAAGCUGAAGAAAGCACAGAAGGAAGAAGCUGAGAAGCAUCUGAAGCUGCAAGACGAACUGAAAGCUCUGAAGAGAGAACACUUCCUGUGGCAAUUAUAUAACAUUGAGAAUGAUAUCGAGAAGGCAAAUGAAGAUGUUGAUGCUGAAAAGAACAAUCGUAAAGAUGUCAUGGCAAAGCUGGAGAAGUUUGAGCAUGAAGCUCGUAAGAGAAAGGUAGAACAAGCCAAGUAUUUAAAAGAAAUUGCUCAACGUGAAAAGAAGAUUGCUGAGAGAAGCUCGAAGCUUGGAAAAUACCAACCUGAGCUUCUGAGAUUGAAGGAGGAGAUAGCUCGCAUAAAAUCUAAAAUUGAGAGCAGUCGAAAGGAAGUGGAUAAGAGGAAAAAAGAAAAAGGGAAGCAUUCCAAAGAAAUUGAACAGAUGCAGAAAAGCAUUAAGGAUCUGAAUGAGAAGAUGAACGAAUUAAACGAGAGGAGACAAGAUAGCAGCGGAAAACUCCCAAUGCUUGACAGUCAACUGCAAGAGUAUUUUCGAAUAAAAGAAGAAGCUGGGAUGAAAACCAUUAAGCUCAGAGAUGAGAAAGAGGUGCUAGAUAGGCAAUAUCAUACUGAUCUCGAAGCAUUGAGAAAUCUGGAAGAAAAUUACCAGCAACUGAUAAAUAGGGAGAAUGAUCUUGAUGAACAGAUUGAGCGAAUGAAAUCCAGGCAAAAAGAGAUUGAAGAUUCAUCCUCGGAAUAUAAGAACGAAACAGCUAGUCUAAAAAAGCAGUUACGAGCACUGCAAGAAAAGCACCGAGAUGCCAGGAAUGCAUCUGAGAAAUUGAAGACUAGAAUCGCAGAAUUGGAAGACCAGUUAAGUGAUCUAACGGCUGAAAGAUAUGAAAAUGAGAGAGAUAGCAGGCUAACGCAGGCUGUUGAGUCUCUCAAGCGUCUAUUUCAAGGAGUUCAUGGUCGAAUGACUGAUCUGUGUCGACCUAAUCGGAAGAAGUACAACCUUGCAGUUACUGUUGCUAUGGGGAGAUUUAUGGAUGCAGUUGUUGUAGAAGAUGAAAACACAGGAAAGGACUGCAUCAAGUACUUGAAAGAGCAAAGGCUUCCUCCUAUGACAUUUAUUCCUCUUCAGUCAGUACGUGUCAAGCCAGUGCUUGAAAGAUUGAGAAAUUUGGACGGCACAGCAAAGCUGGCGUUCGAUGUUAUCCAGUUCGAUCCUGAGUUAGAGAAGGCAGUCCUCUUUGCUGUUGGAAAUACUCUUGUCUGUGACGACCUUGAUGAAGCCAAACGUCUUAGUUGGACUGGAGAGAGAUUUAAAGUUGUUACUGUUGAUGGAAUAUUACUCACAAAAGCGGGAACAAUGACUGGUGGUACCAGUGGUGGAAUGGAAGCAAAGUCUAACAAAUGGGAUGACAAGAAAAUUGAAGGACUGAUGAAAAAGAAAGAAGAAUAUGAACUGGAACUGGAAAAGGUUGGAUCUAUUCGAGAUAUGCAGAUAAAGGAGUCCGAAAUAUCGGGUAAAAUAAGUGGACUUGAAAAAAAGAUUCAGUAUGCCGAGAUUGAGAAGAAAAGCAUCCAAGAUAAACUUCCACAUCUUGAGCAAGAGAAACGGAAUAUUACUGACGAAAGUAGGCGCAUCAAUGUUGAACUUUCUAAGUCAAGAGCUGAGGUUGAUAAGAGGAAUACAGAAAUCAGGAAGUUGGAGAAAAGAAUCAAUGAGAUUGUGGACCGUAUCUAUAGGGAUUUUAGCCAGUCUGUUGGUGUUGCCAAUAUACGUGAAUAUGAAGAAAAACAGCUCAAGGAGGCUCAAGAAGUGGCGGAAGAAAGGCUGAAUCUGAGUAACCAGCUUGCUAAGUUAAAGUACCAGGUGGAAUAUGAGCAAAACCGAGAUGUGGGGUCACGAAUUCGAAAGCUAGAAUCUUCUAUCAGUUCGUUGGAAACUGAUUUGGAGAACAUACAGAAGAGGAAGUCCGAACUUAAGGAGUUAACAGAAAAAGCUACUAAUGAAAUCAACAAUUGGAAAAAGGAAAUGGGAGAAUGCAAACAAAAAGCAGAAGAGUAUGAAAAAGAAAUUCUGGAUUGGAAAAAGCAGGCUUCUCAAGCGACAACAAGCAUAACCAAACUCAAUCGUCAGAUAAACUCUAAGGAAACGCAAAUUGAGCAGCUGAUCUCGCAAAAACAGGAAAUAGUUGAGCAGUGUGAGCUUGAACGUAUUGCGCUUCCUGUUUUAUCAGAUGCUGCGGAGGAAGACGACUCAGAUGGGCCACAGUUUGACUUUAGUGAGUUGGAUAGAGCUCAUCUCCAAGAACGGAGACCAUCUGCUCGUGACAAGAUGGAUGCGGAAUUUAGGCAGAAAAUAGAAUCGAAAUCAUCAGAGAUCGAAAGAACGGCCCCAAACUUGAGAGCUCUUGACCAGUAUGAGGCUAUACAAGAGAAAGAAAAACAAGUUAGCCAAGAGUUUGAAGCUGCCAGGAAAGAGGAGAAACAAGUAGCGGAUGCAUACAAUGCUGUUAAGCAGAAGAGGUAUGAGCUAUUUAUGGAAGCGUUCAACCACAUUUCUAAUAUCAUUGAUAAGAUCUACAAGCAGCUAACCAAGAGUAAUACGCAUCAAUUGGGUGGGACUGCUUAUCUAAACUUGGAGAAUGAGGAUGAUCCGUUUCUACAUGGUAUAAAGUAUACUACAAUGCCCCCGACAAAGCGUUUCCGUGACAUGGAACAGCUCUCUGGAGGAGAGAAAACAGUUGCGGCUUUGGCUUUGCUCUUCUCCAUCCAUAGCUAUAGGCCUUCGCCUUUCUUCAUACUGGAUGAAGUGGAUGCUGCGCUCGAUAAUUUAAACGUUGCAAAAGUCGCUCAGUUUAUACGUAGCAAAUCCUGCCAAGCCGCACGUGACAACCAGGAUGCAGAGGACGGGCAUGCCUUCCAAAGCAUUGUAAUAUCUCUCAAGGACAGCUUCUAUGACAAGGCUGAAGCUCUGGUUGGAGUUUACAGAGACGUCGAUAAGAGUUGCUCGAGUACGAUGUCUUUUGACCUUAGGAACUACGCAGAGUCGUGAUUGGUUCAACGACCCCCCCACCUAGGGGUUGUUUAGGGUUUAGGCAUGCAACUGCUGUAUGGUGCCUUUAAAUGGGGUUCAUCCAAGCAUAGAAGCUUUGUAAGAUGUGACGCUGUAGAAGAUGUGAAAACUUUUUUAAUGUUGUAUCAGAAACUCAGGAUGCUAGUUUUAUGAAUCUGGUUGGUGUCUUAUACUAGAUUAAGGUGGAAAGUACGAUGACAGUUUGUGUAUACAUGUUUUAAGUUUCUAUUGAAUGUUUUUAGCUUA
Messenger RNA from Raphanus sativus (radish), 4138 nucleotides. RefSeq names its product structural maintenance of chromosomes protein 1. Bases 215 to 3871 code for a protein of 1218 amino acids. Gene Ontology annotation, cellular component: chromosome; nucleus; cohesin complex. The transcript has 19 exons. The record is from RefSeq and is a predicted model, not a curated record. NCBI's taxonomy places the organism in Eukaryota, Viridiplantae, Streptophyta, Magnoliopsida, Brassicales, Brassicaceae. Gene Ontology annotation, biological process: sister chromatid cohesion. Gene Ontology annotation, molecular function: ATP hydrolysis activity; ATP binding; DNA binding.